UUAUUGUCAUAUUCUGAUGAACAAUAAACGUAAUUUUGUUUGUUUACUUUUGUGAAUUUAUUAAUUUAAUUUUAUAAUAUUGUAUUACGAUUGUAUUUAUUACGGUUCUCUUGCAACAUGAGUGACCCGUAUAAUACAAAUGUUCCAGAGCCUAAGAAAAUAGGCGUUUGGGCGGAAGGUACACGUAUCGAAGCAAAAGAGUACGUGAUACCAAAGAAAUCACCGGAGUCUAGCGACGAUAUACCCACAAUACCCGAUUUAGACGAUCUACAGGAUAUAUUGGAAAAAGAAAUUUCUGUGCCACCUACUGCUGAUCGUAAGGAUAAAGAAACAGUGAGUGCUUUGACAGAAGUGGGUGGGGGACUGAGCAGUUCGGCCGAGGGUGUGGAGGCAGCCCUGGAGAUACUGAUGUCAUAUGUACCACAGGUGGAGGUGGACACAACAGAUUCUGUAUGGACAGUAGAUUCACUGUUGACUCAGUUGGCAGAUGAAAGUCAGGAGACAGGAUCUCAGUAAAUAACAAUUCGAACUAUAUCACUUAUAAUUUAAAUGGCUAUCAUGAUGGGAUCAAUCAACUGUUCAUUUAUGAUGCUGUCCAAUUCAAACGGGGAUCGAAAUUACGACGGUAAUCCUAAGCGGAGCCCUCAGACUAAAGUUGUAUCCGUCAGGCGAGAGUUGGCCUUCAGCCACUCCAUAAGUCCUUCCUUUGGUUUAGAAUAUCAUCUGCACUCGCCCCCUAUCGUCUGGUGAAGCCGUAAUGGCCAGCUGCGGCCAAUAGCAUUAGAGUAGUCCAAAAAAAAGUAUUGAAUAAUUUAAACAACAUGUAUUUUAAAAUAUUAUGAACUGUAUACUUAUAGGAAUACAUUUUAGUUUAUAUGAUAUGAUAUGAAUGUAUGGGUUAAUAAACCAUGUAUUUUGUCUAACAGAAAGCUUUAAGACAUCUCUAUUAAACUAUUAAAGCCUAAAUGUGAUCAAUCGACCAUUGCAUACUAAUAGGUGCAACGGUCUCUUGAUCCCAUUCUCUUACAUUAUAUAUGUAUGAUUUCAAUAUAAUGACAUUAAAAUUAUUCUAUUGAAUAUAUGGUAAAUUCUAUUGAACAUAAUGUUCUAACAGAUGUAUAGAUCAGGUCUAUAGCGCAAUAUUUUGGUUUAAGUAUAUAUUGCUUUGGGGCUUGCAAUAGUGAGUAAAACCUAUUUACAUAUUUAUUAUAACUCAUAUGAUUUAUGGAUAAGCUUUAUUAUGACUGUUAGUUUAGCUUAAAUCUCUAAAGAUAACAAUAUUCUUGCAAAAUUUUAACUAUAGUAUUACUCAUUGUGAGCAUAUCUACAAAACAGUAUAUUUUUGUAUAUACUAAAUACUUUUUACCUUUUGAUAUGUAGAUCUUUAAAAAGGUAUGACAUAUUUCCUACAUGAAUGGCGUCUUAGUCAGUCAUGUAUUCUACAUGAUUCACCAUUUCCCUAAGUAGUAAAAUCUAUAUAUAUGUAACUCAAAGGUGACUGACAUAGUGAUCUAUCAACGCACAGCCCAAACCACUGGACGGAACGGGCUGAAAUUUGGCAUGCAGGUAGAUGUUAUGACGCAGGUAGAUAUUAUGGUAUAGCGCAGUGAUUACCAAAGUGGUCUAUAUCGACCCCCAUGGGUCUAAGACAAACUGCAAGGGGUCUACGAAAGCGGUCAUCUUGUUGUUUUUACUUUAUGUUUUUAACAGUAAACUUUACUAGAGUUAGAAAUUUAAUAAAAAUCAAUACCAGGUGAGAAUGAGGGGUUUAUCCAAAACCGAAAAAUAUGGCGAGGGGUCUACGACACAAAAGUUUGGGAAUUUCUGGUACUGCGGAUAGCAAUCUCCCGAAACGCACCGUUCGGUUGCCAGCCCGCUAUCGCUAGUUUCCGGACACAGAGCAGGGUGCGUCCGGCAUCAACAUCAAUAGACAACUCGAGUUAGCCCUGCCAUAAUGUGUGAGACCACAAAUAAUUAGUGCGGAUACCUGAUUACCGUUACCAAUAGAGAAGGUCGUAAUGCUUUCAGUAGCAGUAGCAGUAGGUGGUUAGGUUUCCACAUAUAAUAUUUGUCAUCUCCUACAUGCUAAGGGUAGCGGAAUUAAAAAAAAUAAUACAAAUCAAAGUAAUGAAAUGGACUUCCGCAAAAUAACAUCUAAUUCAAUAAUAAUAAAAGUAUAUCUUAUAUAUAUAUCUAUAUAGUUAUGAGAUAUACUUAUAUAGUAUAUCUUAUAUAUAUACAUAAGUAUUUUGCGGAAGUCCAUUUCAUUACUUUGAUUUGUAUUAUUUUUUUUUAUUCCGCUUAUAUAUUAUUUUAUUUAAUUCCUAUUAUUUAUUAUUUUAUAUAAUUAAUACCUUCCUAUCAUGGGGAAAGACUCAUCCUGCAAUGGAUUGUUAUAAUACAUUUAUAUAAUAGGUGAUAAUAAUGAAUAAAGAAAACAUUCUCAUAAAUUAUUAUAAAUUUAUUUUAAAACAAAAUCUAUUAAUACAAGUUUUUUAAUGAUAAAUAAAUCAGUUCCGUCCAAAGUAAGACUACAAUUGGGAAUGAUUUCUUAUAUAAUUAAGAUAAUAAAUAUUUAAGUUAAUUUAAAUGUUUUUUCUUGAACACUUCUCUGCAAAUUAAUAUUGGGUUUUGUACAUAAUAUUCUUGUAAUGAGGUAAAAAAUUUCAUAUUAAGGAGUAUUUUGGUUGAUGAAUGAGGAUUUUUUAUAACAGAGUUGUAACACGCUAACUGAUUAGACUUUUCAUUAUAAUAACAAUCCCAGACAAUUCACACAGCGCCAUCUAGACCCAAGAUGAGCAGAGCUUAUAUUAUGGUACUAGACAACUGAUAUAAUUUUUUUUUUUUUUGUAAA
Achroia grisella is the source of this 2854-nucleotide messenger RNA. RefSeq lists its product as uncharacterized. The record is from RefSeq and is a predicted model, not a curated record. Gene Ontology annotation, cellular component: intraciliary transport particle A. The transcript has 3 exons. Bases 118 to 516 code for a protein of 132 amino acids. Lineage: Eukaryota; Metazoa; Arthropoda; Insecta; Lepidoptera; Pyralidae.